UGCUGUGAAACAGCUGGAUCCCUGCUCCUGAGCGCUGUGCUCUUUACUGUUACCGCAGACGCACGGACACGCGUCUCUUCGAGGAGGGGAAGAGCGAGUUCCUCCUCGAUUUUUUUAUUCGCGGAUCCCUCAUCAGGAGGACGCUGAUCCGGACAGGUUUGUUCCAAUCACCUCAGAAUGUUCGUCCUUCAUUCACAAAACCACAAGCAAUGACUGUCAGACCAAUCUUAUCUCUUUACCUUUCUUUUUUCCUCAGCUGUGCUGCACUUUGACAUCUCACUUAACCAGUAUGCAAACAUUUGGACACUUGCUACUUCUGCAUUGGAUCAGGUCUUGGGUUUCAAACCCUGCCUAGGUGAAUGAUGGUGAAUGGUGCUGUCCGGGUGAUUAAUGAGUCCCUUGAGAAUGAAACUUUAACUAUUGACAACCAGAAUAAGACUAUGUCCUGACAGACUUUAGAUCUGUGUGGAAAAACACUCCUCCAAGAAUGGCUAAGGGUUCUGACACAGCAGGCAAAGCAAUGCAAUGUUGUAUAAAGAGACACUGUAGUGGUCAUUCUUAUGCAUUUGUGCACAAGUUCAGCUGAUUACUACUUCGGUUUACAUUGUAAUUAGCAGCAAAAGAUAUAACUUUUUCAAGCAACUGAUAAGCCUGGAAAUUUAUAGUUGUGGACUUUUUUUCCUGUAUUGAAAGCGAGAAACCUUCAACGCAUUUAGCUCAUGGGGGUGUCUACAAAGUGCACAUCAUCCCAAAAAUCUUUCUUACAUACUUAUGCGUUUGCAACUUUGUUGCUACUGUUUAUGAUCAUGACUGCGUCUGCUUGCCCUAAAAUCUGUCAUUGCACAGACAGAAACGGGCUCGUGGUCCAGUGCACCUCUCGCAACUUGGAGAACAUACCAUCGAACUUACCCAAGGACACUGUUAUUCUCCUGCUCUCGUCUAACCACAUCAGAUACAUCCCAAGGGAGGCCUUCACAGACCUCAAUCGCCUCAGGGAACUUGACCUAUCCCACAAUGUUAUUGAAAAUGUAGAUGUCGGUGCCUUUUUGGGAAUUUCAGAAGGCCUACGAACCUUGGAUCUUUCGAACAAUCACCUCAGCAGCCUUCCUAAGGACACUUUUGCAAAGCUCCAUGCACGUGUUCGCCUCUCCCACAAUCCAUGGCACUGCGAAUGCUCCUUGCAGGAGGUGCUGAGAGAGCUGAGGCUCGACCCUGAAACAGUGAAUGACGUCAGCUGCUACACAUCAGUGCAAGAGGAGUACGUGGGAAAACCAGUGAUCCAGGUUUUAGACUCAGGAAUCAACUUUUGCAACUUCCACCACAAGACAACAGAUGUGGCCAUGUUUGUGGCCAUGUUCUGCUGGUUCUCCAUGGUGACAGCUUAUAUUAUUUACUACAUUAAACAGAACCAGGAGGAUGCCAGGCGGCACAUGGAGUACCUCAAGUCCCUGCCCAGCACCUCUCACAUUAGCAAAGACUAUGACACUGCAAGCAGUGUGUUUUAACAUGAGAAAGCUGUAACCGUUACUGUGAAUGCGGAGGAAAGUGUACAUCCAUUAGUGGACUGCUUAUCUUGUAAGGGAUGCUCGACCUAACCCAGCUGUCAUUUGGGCAAAAGGCAGGGUUCAUUUUGGACAGUUCGCCAGUCUACCACUGGUUGACACACACAGCUCUCCAGUGAGAUUCUCCAGUUAUACUGACUGAAAGUCUUUGAACUGUCGAAGAAAUCCAAAACCUGCAGAAAACCCCACGCAGACACGAGGUGCACAUGCAAACUUUACAUGAAAAGACACUAUGAACGUCAAGGUGUUUAAAUUUAAAUGUUUAAAAAUGUAGUGUUAGAAUUAUUAGGACUGCAUAUAGGUGACAAAUGUUAUGCUGAGUGAUCCUGAAUAAAUGCAUAUUAAAAAAUGAAAUCAACAUCAAGUGCUGGAUUAUAGGUACAGUAACAGCAGUAACAAAUCAAUAUUCACCUCAUUUAAUUAAACUGCAGUUCUGUAUGUGGCCAAGACAAACUUUGUACUUUAGUGUCUUCCUGCUGCUAUAAAAAAAAGACAUCUUUUGUUUUACAGCGCAUUGGUAUAGCGCAUAAAUGCAUUUCUGUGGUAAACCAAGCUAUUUUGUAUACAGUAUUUACCUGUUAAGAUUCUAUCAGAAACAAUCCCGUAAAGCUUUAGAACGAGAUUCAUUUGAAAAGCAUCAAUAAAAUAUAUGGCUUCUGUAUUAAAAGUCAUGUUUCGAAAGCAUGAAUCAUAUGGCUCUUCGGUGUUAGUGGAGAUAAGCGUAUAAAGUACCAUAAAAUAUAAAGAUUUUAGAUAUAUCCUAUUAUUUAUAUUAUCCCAAAACCCACAUUGGAUCUAAGCAAGUAGUAGAGACUUAAUGGCACAGAAGCAUCCUGUCACUCCUGCACCUUGCAUUUAAGGUGGAAUCGGAAGAAAAAUCUAAUUUCUCGCGGGAACACUUGUCACCUCACCUAAUGUUUCGCUUCAGAAGCUACAAGCUUUCACACUUUGGAAGUAAUUAUAAUUAGUUUCUAUCACACAUAAGCUCAUCGAGCUGAGCCUCUCAGAUAAUCAACAAAUAAUUAAGGUUUUGUCACAAACAGUUUUUUACAUAGUUCUUACUGUAUGUUUAAGUUAGUAGUUCGUAAACUUAGAGAAUACUGUGUGUACUUAAGUGCAUUUAAUAGAUCUGCAGCAUUUCAGUUUGCUCCAAAUCUGUUGCAGCAGUUUGAACAGAUCUCUGUCACACACCUGAAAUCAAUUUUUUUGUUAAGUUUAUCUCACGAUGUGAAUGUUUAGAUGCAAUUAAGCCUUUUGCCAAUUUAAUCACGAAUAAAGGAUCACAUAGUUCAAAUAAAUCAUUUCUGACUGUUACUUGUUAAUUUGACAUCAAAUUAGUUAAUAAAACAAAAUUAUUAUUAUUAAUUAAAUUUAUUACAAAAAGUAAACUUUUUUGUAGGUUCCUAUUAACUAUAAUGUCUUGUCACUGUACUAAUAUCUGAACAAUUUAAUGGAGUGUAGCAGAGAACAGUGGUCACAUGCUGUAUGUAAGUCAUACUGUAUUUUGGUAUGCUGCAUUGUAAUAUUCUUUUUGUUGUGGGUGUAUAGAUUAUAAAGUUUAUUGCUACUAGAUUAGGUUGUUAUUUGGUUAAUUGAAGUCCAUUGCUUUUCUCUAUUUGUGAUGUUUAUUUUGGUACAUUCUUCCCUGUCCUCUCUUAAAACAUCUAAAUAAAGCUUAUAUUAACUAAUGACCAGGUUCAGAUCAAAAAUACUUUAGCAUUGUACACCAGUAGUUCUAAAAGAUUCAUACUUGGUAAAGGAAAAAAUCAUUUACAGUUGAUUUACAGGCUGGAAAGGGAGGUUACGUUUCCUGUUGAUAUUUUAUACGCACAAGCUUCUGCUUUUGUGGACUGUAGCUUAAUGGCACAUCAGCUCGCCCCUUUAUUCACAAUGACAG
Messenger RNA from Betta splendens (Siamese fighting fish), 3459 nucleotides. Its product is annotated as leucine-rich repeat-containing protein 3-like. Lineage: Eukaryota; Metazoa; Chordata; Actinopteri; Anabantiformes; Osphronemidae. Bases 720 to 1505 code for a protein of 261 amino acids. Gene Ontology annotation, cellular component: plasma membrane. The transcript has 2 exons. Gene Ontology annotation, molecular function: protein binding. The record is from RefSeq and is a predicted model, not a curated record.